CUGCUCGGGCGCGGCGCCGACCCGACUGCCCGACUUCUAGGUGGCUGGACGGCCUUACAUUUCGUCCCUCAUUUCCUCACUCGAGACAAUCAGGAUCCUGACGCAAUCCAGGCGUCUCUAGAAAUGGUCGAGCUACUUUUGGCAGCUGGUGCACACGUCGACGCUCAGAACUCGGAAGGUCACACGCCUCUCCACCUCUGUUGUUUAAAUGGCUGCAGUGAGCUGGUGCGCCAGUUGCUGCGACACGGGGCUGAUGACCGUCUUGGUUACCGUCAUGAUGAAGUAUCGGUUGAUGCAUUGGCGGUGGCGACGGUUCAAUACGAUGAAAACCCGAGUCCGCCG
Molecule: messenger RNA, 342 nt
Organism: Aureococcus anophagefferens
Lineage: Eukaryota; Pelagophyceae; Pelagomonadales; Pelagomonadaceae
Exons: 1
Cellular component (GO): cytoplasm; nucleus
Molecular function (GO): protein binding
Source: RefSeq, a predicted model, not a curated record